Molecule: messenger RNA, 1296 nt
Organism: Phaedon cochleariae (mustard beetle)
Lineage: Eukaryota; Metazoa; Arthropoda; Insecta; Coleoptera; Chrysomelidae
Source: the annotation of a GenBank genome assembly
AUAUACAAAAAUCCUCAUUUUCACUUCACGCACAACCAUUGAAAAUGGACCGUUUUCACACUACCUUGUCUCAAAAAGUGUUGGUGGCAGUACCUCCGCCUCCGCCAAAAUUCACUAUCAGCGAAUGGCAUCUGAACAAUCGUUAUCGCACCAGAAUCUGCCUGGACCAGCAAAAAUUAGCCGACUCCACUAUCGCCGAAAGCGACAGAGUAAUCGAAGAAGUCCAAGAGAAGACUGACCUCAACAAACGUGAGGUGGACCACAAACUAGAAGAAAAAGUCAAGGAUAUCGAGUUCAACAAGAGCGAAAUCGAAAGACAACGCAAAGAGGCAAGUUUGGAGAUAGAAAAUUUGUGCACCUACAUGGAAAGGAUCAAAGACUGUUCCAGAUCCAUCCAAGAGGACGCUCUGAAGACAGUGAGGAAAUGCCUCAUACUGAGAGAAGGCAGACUGGGAAUCGAUCUAUGCUACGAUUUUGUGGAGAAGGAACUCAAAAAGGAAUUGCAGGUUAUAGAAGGAGGCCAAAGCUUAUUGACGAGAGUUCUGGAACAAGCCAAUGAACAGGUGAGGAGGUUGAGGUCCACAGUCUACUUCAUGGACAGAGACCUGGAAGAUAAGUCCAACGUCAUGAAAAUCGACCAACACAACACCUCGCUGACCAACACCAGCUUGAACCUCAGCAUCUACCAUGGCUUCUCUCCAUUGGACCCUGCCAACAUCAGCCUGCAAGAAUGGGAGCAAUACACCAGACAGAACAUCGAAAAGUCAGCCAAAGAAAUCAACAGUGCCAGGCAAUUGAGGUCCUAUGUGGACGUGCUGUUGAAACAAGUUAUCGACGACUUGCAGAACCAGUAUCACGCGGUGAACAACGCGUUUAGAAGAAGGAUCGAAGAGCUGAAAGAGGCCAAAACGAAGAUGGAGGUGCAGCAUUCUGAGAUAGUACGCCAAGCGAACGAAAUGAAGCGAGUCACAACCCGUCUGGACAAGUCCAUCAGCGAAAAAGAGGGCUACAUGGCUCUGGCGCACACCAGACUCGGCAACCGCGCUCAGCGACCCGGCAUCGAGCUGUGCAAGGACCUGGUGGAGCUGUCACUUGUCAGCGAGGUGGGGGAGAUGAGAGGCAACGUGGCAUGGCUACAGCAGAAGAUGGCCGAAGCGCAGGCGUCGUUGAGGUAUCUGCUCAAGACGCAGAUACAGCUCGAGGAGGACAUCAACGUCAAAACUAACUCUAUCAAGAUCGACGAGGUGGAUUGUAUGUCUUUGAGACAGGGGAUGACUUACCAUAGCUACUGAAUAA